AUGGCUACGUAUACUCCUACAAUCUCGCACAAAUCCAAUGUCCUGUACAUGCCACUAUCAACGCUCUCACCUACACCUUACUCUAUUAUGUCCGCCGACCGUGCUGAACCUGGCUCGCAGGACGAGCUUGCGGAGUUCUCGUUGCGUCCGCUUCGUAUUCGGAAAAGGACAGACCCUGCUCCAGUUUCUGCACCCGAACAGAGCGCAUCAAGACGCAAUUCCGCCCACAGUGAUUCCACAUCUGAGUUUGUGUGCCGCCCGAUGCGUCUUAGCCUGGCGUCACAAGCAGGACACAAAAGCGACGAUCAUUUGACGUCGCCGAAACGUGGCGCUGCCAAAACCGUGGCGCAAAGUGCCCAGGGCCUGCCUCGGAGAACAUCCAUCCACAUCAAGAACUUGCCCUUCAAGCAAAAGCCGCAAGAAACGGGCCCGGUGCUCGGAGACAUGGUGUUUGCUGUGUGUUUGGUGGAUUUCCAUCACGUACGUGGUCCAGAGAUCCAGUGGUGGCGCUCAAAUUACCAUAAAAAGUACUUGCCUGAAGACAAGCUUUUCCGAAACUUGUCGUUCCAGGCGUUGCCAGACGGAUCUCACUUGUUCGAGGAAACGUUCAGUAACUUCAAUUUGGUGUACGACUUCAACACGGGUGUAUCUUUGGAUAAUCUGGCUGACAUUGAACUGUUUCGGGGUAAUCCUAACCAUCUUGAGACCCUCUUUGGGUGUUCGUGCGUGCGUCAAGUGAAAACAACAGACUUGCCUGCGGAAGAGUUGGAGCGUAAUAAGGAUAUCACAAGGUCAAUUGUUCAAAAAGCAGUGGUGGUAAUCACACGGAAACAACCUGUUUUCACUAAAAUCAAAGAGAAGCUCAGUAUCAUUACACACAGCUACUUCCAGCAAUCCAACUUUACGAACUUUGAGUUGCUUGAAGAUCUAUUUGAGAAUUUGAAAGACUCUUUCAAACUUGUCGAAGACGACGAUUCGUCCACCGUUCGCAUGUUUCCGUCUGAAGCGGCACUUCUUGAAAACAAGAAGAAUGAGCGUCAAGAAGAGUUUUUUGUUAAUCUCAAUUUGCGGCACAUCCUCAGAAACUUCAAAACGAACAUUCUUGUGAUUUUGAAGGCGCUCUUGCUUGAGAAGAGGGUGCUCGUUUAUUCCAAUGACAAUUUAGAGCUUCUCACUCAGUUUCAAAAUAACCUUAUCGCCAUUAUUCCUGAUCUUUUGAACAACUUGGAACUUUCAGGUUGCCCCCUUAGUGACUACACGGAAAAGCAUGCUCCUCUCCUGAAGCCAACUUCACUCAAGACAAACGAUAGAAAAUCCAUGCUUCGGUUUUUCGGUUUACCUUUGCAAAUCUUCAACACAAAGGGCUCGUUCUGGAAUCCCUACUUGCCCCUUCAGCAGCUAGAUGAGCUUACCACAAAAACGUUCAUGGUUGGUUGUUCCAAUUUACUCAUCGCCAAUCAGCUGGCAAAAUUCAAAGUGGAUUUGCUUGUGGAUAUCGACACGCAUCUGGUGAGUUUCCCAUCAGGUAAAUGUGAGGACUUGGGUUUAUCCAGCUACGAUAAAAAGUUCAUUGCCAACCUACUUGCCACUCACCAAACGGGGGAAUCGUACGUGGGAAGCGACGAUUACAUGCGAUACCAAUUUGAAGACUAUAUCCGCAGUAUGCUCUCAACGACAAGGUUCCAACAAUAUUACGAUCGGUUCAAAAGUGCGCCACCGGGCUUUGAUCUCCAGACACAUAAGCAUAUGGGCGAUCUCCGUACAUUCAACGAGCAUUUCAUCACUGCAUGGUUCGAGACAGAAAAUUUCAAGAUUUGGGACGCCAUGUGUGAUGAGUUUAUUUUCAAUUUCCAUGAUCCGGUCCACAUUGCGUGUGGAAUGGACGAGCCUACGCCUUACUUGUCUAAUUUCUUUUCGUUCCGCAAAACGUCUCAACCGCAGGGACUUGCAGAUAUUGCAGACCAAUAUUUUUCGCACGCACAAAAACCACAGAAGUUCAUUUCUGAAACUGAAGACAAUCCAAAGGAAGAAGAAACUCCGGCUAAAAAAUCUGCCUGGAACUGGGGUUUCAAGAAGUAG
Molecule: messenger RNA, 2079 nt
Organism: Clavispora lusitaniae ATCC 42720
Lineage: Eukaryota; Fungi; Ascomycota; Pichiomycetes; Serinales; Metschnikowiaceae
Cellular component (GO): cytoplasm
Source: RefSeq, a predicted model, not a curated record